AUGGCGGCCGCGGGGCCGCUCCGGGGCCGCUCCGGGCCCCGCUCGGGCCGCCCGGUCCCGCUCCCCGCGCAGGAAGCGGAAGUGCCCGGGGCUCGCUCUGCGCAUGCGCAAUCGGGGCCGCUCCCGGCGGGGCCCCGAGACGCGCACACACAAACCCCGGCGGCGGCGCCGCGCCCGCUGCCCGCCCGCCUGUGCCGCCGGGGGUGUCCCCGUGGGGCUGAGCGGGUCCGCCCGGCGCUGCCGCCCGCGCUCCCGGUGCCGUCGCCUCCCGGUGGGAGCGGGGCUGAGGCACAGCGGGCACACGCCCCGCGGCUCCGUGCCCGGAGCCCCGACAGUUGCCGAGUCACCGCCGGGCGGGGCCGCCGCGGGCGGGGCGGGGCCGGGCGGGGCGAGCGCCGCAGCGGGACCAGUCGGCAGCUCCUGCAUCCCGGCCGCGAGAGCAUCCUCCGCACCGGGCCCCGCACCCCCGCGGCCCCGGCCUCGGCGGGGCCAUGGCCGAGAUCACCAGUGUCCACCCCGGCUUCGGUGAGUGCGGCCGGGCCGCGGCGGCCCCGGCUGCGGCUCGUCCGCCCCGGCGGAGCACCCCGAGAGGAGCCCCCGGGGCCGGGCCGUGCGCGGCGCCUUCGGCCCGUUCCCGCCGGCCCGGGGCCUCCGCACCCGACAGCCGCGGCCCCUCAGCAUCCCCCGGGCCCCUCAGCAUCCCCCGGGCCCCGCUCCCGCAGCAUCCCGCGGCCCCUCCGCCCCCGCGGGCCGGGCGAUGCCGCUCCCCCCGCGGCCGCCGCCGCUCGCCGCCCGCUGCUGGGGCGGUGCCAGCGCUCGGCCGCGGCAGCGGGGCCGGUGCCGGCGCUCGGUGUCGGAGCGGGGGCCGGUGAUGUGUCUCCCGUGGUGGCAGGACUCAUUGGAGCCACUGUCCUGGUGGUUUCUGUCUCAGUCACAGUCUUUGUGUGGACAUGCUGUCACCAGCAGGCAGAAAAGAAGCACAAAACCCCCCCGUACAAAUUCAUUCACAUGCUGAAAGGCAUCAGCAUCUACCCGGAGACCUUGAGCAACAAGAAGAAAAUCAACCGGAUCCGGAGAGACAAGAACGGCACGGCCAGGGAGGGGGGCAGGGGCAACCUCCUGGUGGAUGCAGCUGAAUCUGGGCUGGUGGGCCCUGACAAGGCUCUGGAUGGACCCCCCCACGUCGACCAGCUCCCCAUCAAAGUAGAUUAUGGAGAUGAACUCAGCCCAGAUCAAAGCCUCACUCCAGGAGGGAGUAAAACCUCCUCCCCCUCCUCCCCGGGUGAUGAUGUCAUGCUGGGAGACCUGACUUUCUCAGUGGACUACAACUUCCCCAAAAAGGCACUGGUGGUCACCAUCCAGGAGGCCCACGGGCUGCCCGUGAUGGAUGAGCACACCCAGAGCUCUGACCCCUACAUCAAGAUGACAAUUCUGCCCGACAAGAGGCACCGUGUCAAGACCCGAGUGCUCCGCAAGACCCUGGAGCCGGUGUUUGACGAGACCUUCACCUUCUAUGGCAUCCCCUACAGCCAGCUGCAGGACCUGGUGCUGCACUUCCUGGUGCUCAGCUUCGACCGCUUCUCCCGGGAUGAUGUCAUCGGCGAGGUGAUGGUGCCCCUCGCAGGGGUGGAUCCCAGCACUGGCAAGGUGCAGCUCACCAGGGAGAUCCUCAAAAGGAACAUCCAGAAAUGCAUCAGCAGAGGGGAGCUGCAGGUGUCCCUGUCCUACCAGCCCGUGGCACAGAGGAUGACUGUGGUGGUGCUGAAAGCCAGGCAUUUGCCAAAGAUGGACAUCACUGGCCUCUCAGACCCCUACGUCAAGGUGAACGUUUACUACGGGCGCAAACGCAUCGCCAAGAAGAAAACUCACGUCAAGAAGUGCACUUUGAACCCCAUCUUCAACGAGUCCUUCAUCUACGACAUCCCCGCGGAUCUGCUGCCCGACAUCAGCAUCGAGUUCCUGGUCAUCGAUUUCGACCGCACCACCAAGAACGAGGUCGUGGGGCGGCUGAUCCUGGGCGCUCACAGCGGCAGCGCCGCCGGCGCCGAGCACUGGCGCCAGGUCUGCGACAGCCCCAGGAAAGCCGUGGCCAAAUGGCACAGCCUGAGCGAGUACUGAGCACCGAGGACACACCCCAGCUUUGUUUUAGCUGUAGGACUAAACUACUUUUCGUUGAGAAGCAGCAGCUGAUUGGUGAUCUCUUAGUGAUGUGGUUUUUGCAGGGCACU
Messenger RNA from Sturnus vulgaris (Common starling), 2228 nucleotides. The record is from RefSeq and is a predicted model, not a curated record. Lineage: Eukaryota; Metazoa; Chordata; Aves; Passeriformes; Sturnidae.